This is a messenger RNA of Vespa crabro (European hornet), 7125 nucleotides long. It is a transcript of the gene Utx, whose product is annotated as histone demethylase UTY. Gene Ontology annotation, biological process: regulation of gene expression. The record is from RefSeq and is a predicted model, not a curated record. Lineage: Eukaryota; Metazoa; Arthropoda; Insecta; Hymenoptera; Vespidae. Gene Ontology annotation, cellular component: MLL3/4 complex. Gene Ontology annotation, molecular function: histone H3K27me2/H3K27me3 demethylase activity; protein binding; RNA polymerase II cis-regulatory region sequence-specific DNA binding. Bases 1251 to 4814 code for a protein of 1187 amino acids. The transcript has 12 exons.
UCGUUCCGGUCGUCGUCGCGUCAGUCGCGUGAGAACCUUCGCGGGGGGAAGGUGCCUCUCUUAGCGCGCACAGCUCGCCUUUUUUCCUUGCUUCAACACUGCCAUUAGUAGUAUAUCUAUAUACAAUAUCUCUCUCUCUCUUUCUAUAUAUAUAAUAUAUAUAUUAUAUAUAUAUAUAUAUACAGAGAGAUAAGACAUAAUAUAACAUAGUAUUACAUAAAUGUAUGUUAUUAUCAUCAAUUUGUAAUCUAAGACAUUUCGAUACUAUCGAGAGAGAAAGAGAGAGAGAAUGUCAUGUGUUCCAUCUUUUAUGAUAACAAAGCGGUGUAGUCGAAAGUAAAAAAAAGAAAAAAAGAAAAUAGAAUAAAUAAGGCGGAGAAAGAGAAAAAGGAAGGAAAGGAAAGAAAGUAAAAUAACAGGGAAAAAGAAAAAAAAAAAAUACAGCAGCAACGUCGCCGUAAUAGUGCGUGAACGCGGUAUAACGGAAAUAACGACGAUAUUGGUGUCCGUCUUCUUUUUGGUGUUUUAUAGUGGUGUUUGAUGUGUCAUGUUGAUGAUGGUGCCGAAAUGAUCUUAGGACUGUCAUAACGAAUAAGAUUGUAUUGUACAGAAGAAGAAGAGGAGGAGGUGGAGGAGAAAGAAGAAGAAGAAAAAGAAGAGAAGAAGAAGAGGAGGAGGAGGAGGAAGAAGAGAUCACUGUCCUGGUCUCUUUGUCGUUAUUGUCGAGUGAACGGACAUAUAUAUAUAUAUAUAUAUAUAUAUAUAUAUAUACACAUAUAUACAUAGGUGUUCUCGAGCGUGGUAUUAGCACCGUAAACGCGGCGUCGUUCCGGUCGCGAGGAUCGACGCCCAGCGUCCGUCCAUCGACAGGUCGCGAGCUGUGCGCGUGUGGAUGAUCGAGAGUGAUGUCUAUCUAGUGUGCAACCGCCCCCAAUUGUCCUCCCCUCUCCCUCCCCCUCUCUCCUAAUCUCCUCUUUCUCUCUUUCUAUCCAUCUAUCAUCUCUUUUCCCAUCCAUGCGUUCUUCUUCCUUUUCAUUGCUGUGAUUGAUCAUCAUCUAAAUCCGGACGGCGAAAUAUUGGAUUAUUAAGAUCUUUCUAAUUCUUAUCGUCCAUCCCUUCACACACACCCCCCCCCCCGUCUCCGUCUCCGUCGUGGACAAUUUCAAUGGGCGGUGAAAGCCUUCCAGCAGGUGCUAUGGGUGGAACCAAGUUUUCCACGAGCCUGCGAGGUUCACCUAAGGCUUGGGUUGAUGUUGAAGGUCCACGCUGACUUCGAUGCAGCUUUGAAGCACCUGACGUUAGCUUUGAUCGAUGCAACCACACCUGCUUCCUUCUCAAAACUCGAAAUCAAAUUUCAUAUCGCUCACCUGUACGAAGUUCAAGGAAAAUAUCGUCUAGCAAAGGAGCAUUACGAAGCUUUACUCAAGGAAAAGGCUUUGCCGUCGCAUUUAAAGGCUGACAUUUGUCGUCAGUUAGGAUGGAUGUACCAUGUUGUUGAUUGUUCCGUAUUAGGUGUAACUAGACAACAGAAGCAAGCUAUAGCUAUUCACUGUUUACAAAAGUCUAUUGAAGCUGAGCCUAAAAGUGGACAGAGUUUGUAUCUUCUUGGAAGGUGUCUUGCUGCUUCUGGAAAAGUUCAUGAUGCGUUCAUCGCUUAUAGUAAUCUUCUAUACCUUUGUAGAAAUUCCGUGGAAAAAUCAGAGGGAAACGCUGAUACCUGGUGCAGUAUAGGUGUUCUAUACCAGCAACAGAAUCAGCCUAUGGAUGCACUCCAAGCUUACAUAUGUGCUGUACAAUUGGAUAAAUCGCAUUCAGCUGCCUGGACGAAUUUGGGCAUUUUAUACGAGAGCGUUAGUCAACCAAAGGACGCAUUAGCUUGUUACGUCAACGCAUCUAGAGGAAACAACAAUACUCCUAAUUGUACGGGCCCAUUGGUAGGCCUUGGCGGUGCUAAGUCUGGUGGUAAUACUCCGAUGAACCCAUCUUUACAACAGCGAAUAAACUUUUUACAAAGUCACCUAAGUCAAGCACCAAUGCCCUCUGUUGCUGCCAAAAGGCGGCAAUUGCCGUCAAUAGAAGAAGCUUGGAAUUUACCAAUAAGCGCAGAAAUGUCUAGUAGACAACAGCAACAACAACAACCCCCUGGUGGUCCAGGAUAUAAAUAUGGUGCAGCACCAUCUGGACCACCGCCACCUUAUCCUCAAACUCAAGGGCAAAGUUUAAACACAAAAAGAUUUAAGCCUGGAGAUGAUUCAAUAUCACCUCCGUCUCCGCAAAGGCCUCCGCCAUUUUAUUUAUCGCCACAACAAUUACAAAUGUUGCAAUUUUUGCAACAAAAUCAAAGUAGUUUAACGCCACAACAGCAGGGUUUACUUGCACAACUUCAGCAUCAGUAUAGAGCGAUGCAACAACAUCAACAACAAAUUAGAUUGCAGCAACAACAAGCUGCUCAGAGAGGGCUUAGGCCAGGACAACCAGGUUAUCCUACUGCUUAUACUCAUGGACAGCCGUCUGGGCAACCUGGUGUUAUAAAAAAUUAUGGUAUCCCUCAGCAACCGUUACAGCAAGGAGGAACUGUUGCUUUACAAACAGGAUUUUCCGACUCAAACGUAGGCUACAAUACCGUUGCAACGGGUAACACACAGACACCUGGCAUGCCUUAUAAAUCUGCUUCUGAUCCUAAUUAUCCUCAAAGACAAUUAACUCAGAGCGGUCAAUUCAAUCAGUAUCAGUCGAAUCAAUAUACGGCACAAGGUUAUGCUCAGAUCUCUUCUACGACAAGUAGUUAUCCUGAAGGUUCAGCAGGAAACAAGGACUUGGGUGUUACGGAUCAAGAAUUGCAAGCUUUAUUGUCUCAGAAAGACAUUGCGACGUCAUUGGCGGAGGACUUGUUAAAACAUUUUGGAUCAGAGGAUUUAGACGUUAAAGAAGAACCACCUGGUAUUAUGAACAAUGGUACUUUGAGUUCUGGUCCAUUUUCUCCAUCCAAUAUGGAAGAAAAUCCUGAUAAGAUAAAGGAAGUUAAAAUGGAAAAGAUGGAUGAAAUUCAACCAUCGUCUACCUCCAAUAUAGAAAUGUUCGAUAAACACGAGUCUAAAUCAUCGAUUCCAGUGGUCGAAACUAUAAAAUGUGAGGCGACGUCUAGUACAAAUAAAAGUGAAUCUAUAACGCGAACAGAACCUGUUCUCAAAUUAGAGAGUUUGUGCGAGUCGCAGCCAGAACAAGAAUUAAGUAUAGAAAUGGAUUCGAAAACUAUUGUCGAGGCGUGUAAGGGCCAAGGAUUAAAGGGAGUUCCAAAUUGUUCGAUAUUAAGUGACCGUUCACCUCCACCGGCACCUCCAGAUCCUCCUAGUCAAAGAUUGACCAAGGAACAACUCUUACCACCUACGCCUAGUGUCUAUUUAGAGAAUAAGAAGGAUGCAUUCAGUCCACAAUUACAAGAAUUUUGUCUGAAACAUCCUAUAGCCGUAAUCCGUGGUUUAGCGGCCGCCCUUAAAUUAGACUUAGGUCUUUUUUCAACUAAAACAUUAGUAGAAGCUAAUCCCGAUCAUGGUAUCGAAGUUAGAACACAAGUUCAACAGACGAGCGAUGAAAAUUGGGAUCCAGUAAUGGGUAGGAAGGUUUGGGGUUGUAUUAGUCAUAGAAGUCAUACAACUAUAGCUAAAUAUGCUCAGUAUCAAGCUUCGAGUUUUCAAGAAAGUUUGAAGGAAGAACGUGAAAAGUCUCAGGGCAUACAUACAUCGAACUUGUCGGAUUCAGAUUCGAAGGAUAGUACAGGCGCAGUUAGGCGAAAGAAAAAUGCAUUUGGACUUGCUGGUCGUCCAGGUUCAAAAAUGUUACGUUUUGGGACCAAUGUCGACUUGUCCGAUGAGAGAAAGUGGAAAAUUCAAUUACAAGAACUUAUGAAGUUACCUGCUUUCGCAAGAGUUGUGUCAGCUGGCAACAUGCUCAGUCAUGUUGGUCACGUUAUAUUGGGAAUGAAUACCGUGCAAUUAUAUAUGAAGGUGCCUGGAAGUAGAACACCUGGUCAUCAAGAAAAUAAUAAUUUCUGUUCAAUCAAUAUUAAUAUCGGACCGGGUGACUGCGAAUGGUUUGCAGUACCUGAUGCUUAUUGGGGUGUCAUUUGUGCCCUAUGCGAACGUAAUAAUAUCAAUUACCUUCAUGGUAGUUGGUGGCCUUCGUUAGAAGAUUUAUAUGAAGAAAACAUUCCUGUCUAUAGGUUUUUGCAAAGACCAGGAGAUCUUGUUUGGGUCAACGCUGGUUGUGUACAUUGGGUGCAAGCAGUAGGUUGGUGUAAUAAUAUUGCGUGGAAUGUAGGACCAUUAACUGCUCGCCAAUAUCAGCUUGCUAUAGAACGUUACGAAUGGAACAAAUUACAAUCCUUCAAAUCCAUAGUGCCAAUGGUUCAUCUAUCUUGGAACUUAGCUAGAAAUAUCAAAGUGUCGGAUCCAAGGCUAUUCGAAUUAAUUAAAAAUUGUCUAUUAAGGACAAUGAGACAGUGUUGUUUAAUAUUAGAAUUUGUAAAGAGCAAAGGUGUAGAAGUUCGAUUUCAUGGACGUGGAAAGAACGAAGCAUCGCAUUAUUGUGGACAAUGCGAGAUCGAAGUAUUUAAUAUCUUAUUUAUACGUGAACAAGAGAAACGUCAUGUCGUGCAUUGUAUGGAUUGUGCUCGUAAACAAGCACCAUCGUUGGAAGGAUUUGUUUGUUUGGAAGAAUACAGAAUGCGAGAUUUGAUGGACGUUUACGAUGGAUUUACUUUACACACCUCAUUGAACGCUCCUUCGUUAUCAGGACAAGCCAGCCAAUCCUCCUGAGGUUACAUGCAACACAGAUAUUUGGACUUCUUAGGCACUUUACAGUGACUUAGAUAGUACAAUUUCUGUGUAUAAUAUAUAUAUAUAUAUAUAAAUAUAUAUAUAUAUAUAUAUAUAUAUAUAUAUAUAUAUAUAUAAAUAAUUUAUCUAAUUAAUAAUAAAUCUGUUAGUAAUCACGACGUACCUGAGAGCUGAAAAAAAAAGUAAAGAUAAAGACGACGACGAUGAUGAUGAUGUGUGUGUAUGUAAAUAUAUAUAUAUAUAUGUAUAUAUACAUACAUACAUACAUACAUACACCAUGAGAAAAAUGAAAGAUAAUCUUUGUCACAGAUAACUCUAAUAGUUAUCUUUUUAAUCUUUCUUUAAAGUACCAUUUAUAUAAUAGUAAUAAUAAUAAUAAUAAUAAUAGUAAUAAUAGUAAUAAUAAUAAUAAUAAUAAUAAUAAUAAUAAUAAUAAUAAUAAUAAUAAUAAUAAUAUUAAUGAUGAUAAUAAUAAUAAUAAUAAUAAUAAUAAUUAAUGAUAAUUAAUGAUAAUUAAUGAUAAUUAAUAAUUAGUUCGAUUGUUUGGAAAUUUUGCAAGAAUUUCGUAUUUUCUAAUUCUAUUUCUCCGAGCUCUCGGGUAUGGUUCUAUUGUUGAAUUCGAGAGAAGACUGUUUUCAAUUGUAAAUUAAUUGAGUGAGAAAAAAAACUAUGAGUAUGUGUGUGUGUGUGUAAAGUAUAAGGAGGAAAGGAUGACGAUAACGAAGGAAGCGCGCGCUUGUAUAUUAGUUACCAAAUUCGAUUAAACAUUAUUAAGAUUAAUCCGAAUUUAGAAUUAAUAAUGUUUAGUAAAAAUCUGACGCGAAAAAAAAAGAAACAAAAAAAGAAAAAAGAAGGAAGAUAAGAAAAGAAAAUAGAAGAAAAAAGAAAAGAAGAUUAGAAAGAAAAGGAUCUUGCAUUCUUUUGAACUGUUUCUUAUAUAUAGUUAAGAGAUUAAGCGAUAAGUGAUUUUUUUCUCUUCGAUCUUAUAAUUAUGUCUUAAUUAGCUAAUUAAUUAAUUGAUUAAUUAAUUAAUGUUUUUUUUCUUUUCUUAGAUCUCUCAUUUUACUUCUUAUAAUUAAGGAAAAGUGGUCGAACGAGCUAGUUAAAAAAAUUUAAUUAGAAAAAGAAAAAUAAUAAUAAUAAUAAUAAUAAUAAUAAUAAUAAUAAUAAUAAUAACAAUAACAAUAACAACUCUGCGAGAACAUUUCACUGCCACAUAAGGAUUACGUUGGAGAACAGUGUUCUCAUUUAUUAUUAUUAUAGUUCAAAUUCAUGAACUAUUAUUAAGUAUCGUUAACUACUUUUAAAUUGAUUAGAAUAUCUAUUGAAUGAUAAAUAAAAGUAAUUUAAAUAAAAGCGAAACAAAAGAGAGAGAGAGAGAAAGAGAGAGAGAGAGAGAAAAAAAAAGGGUAAAUGACAAGAACUGAUUGAGAAAUUUGUACAAAGUGUGUCGAGAUGAAAAAUUAUUAUAUUAUUAUUAUCAUCAUUGAAUUGAUUUUGAUGAAAAUCAUUCUCUUGUAUAAAAGUGGCGGCAUAUGACAAUGGCUAAAGUUCUAAUCUCUACUGCCUAGAAUGUAUAAUAGCUAAUAUUAUUUUCUACGUCCAAAUAUAAUGAUAAGAUAAAAGAAUUAUAAUCCGAGGUAUAAGGAGAAUUGGCCCGUACUAUCUAUUCAAAAAAAGAAAAGAAAGAAAUGAAAAAAAAAAAAAAAAAAAAAAAAAAAAAAAAAAAAAAGAAAAAAAUAAGAAAAAAGAACAUUUUUUCUAAACGUCAGAAAAUGAUUAAGAUGGCCUUUAGAAAAAAAAAGAAACAAAAAAAGAAAAAGAAAAAAUAUAGAACGAACAGAAUGUUCCAAAGAGUUGUCCAAAUGAUUGUGUUACAAACUAUUUUUAUUUAUUUAUUUUUUUUUUUGUUUUAUUUUUUUUAUUUUUUUUUUUACUUUAUAAAAAACUAUUAAUUUUGUGUAACGUCUAAUGUUUUGUAUAAUGUUCAUUAAAUUUCUAUGAUCUUGUAAUUGAUUAAAAAAAAAAAAAAAAAAAAAAAAAGAGUAAAGCGAUUAAAAUUGUUUAACAAAUAAUUUAUUGUAAAUACUUUGUAAUGUUUUAUUUGGACAACUCUUCAAUCGAAAACUAUUAGCAUGAUUUACGAAUUAAAAAAGAAUAUUCUACGAGAGUGGCAUUGUAUAAAUAGAAAAAUGACUAUUCAUUUGUACAGUUUAUUCUAACGUCUAACGAUAAAUAUUAAUCGCAAACGAGUAAUAAGAAUUAAAUAAUAUAGAAAACACGUACCUUC